AUGGCUGCCUACGUAAAGAGUUCCAAUUUGGAUAAUGUGGCUACUACUGUGACCGCUACUACUACUAUAACCACAUUAUCAUCAGAUUCUAUAUCAGAAUUCGAUGAAAUCGACAGUUUGCAUUCAGAAAAAGAAAACAACUUUUAUAAAAACUUCAAUAAAAAUAAUUCUAUCUAUAGCAAUAAUAAUAGCGUUUAUUCACAAGAUAAGAUUAGUUAUAAUUUUGAUGAUGAAGGCUCUAUGGAAGUCCUACAAUUCCAAAAUUAUAUUCAAAGUGCAAUUAUUAUAUUUACUGUACUUAUUGCAAAUGAUAAAUUUAAUCUUUUAAUGCCCCGUGAUUAUCAAGCAAUGAUUAAAGUUGAACUACUGGGUGUUUUGCCAAUUUUUUUUAUUACAUACGCAAAUAAAAAAUUUGACUUCGUUUAUUUGUUCUAUUUGCCAUUUUUUGUUUCAUUAACAUGUUUAAAAAAUAAUAUGACUUUAACGAUUAUUAACAGUAUAUUACUAAUAAAUAUCUUAGAAUUUUCAUUUUUCAGGACUAUUGUCAUUCAAUCAAUCCUUAUUUUGUGGGUAUACACAAAUGACUUUAAACUAAGUACAAACAUUAAUGCUUGGUACCUAAUUCCAAUUCCUAUUAUUCUGAAUCAUUGUUUUGCUAGAAUUCUAAUGAAAAUUUCUAAGCUUAAAAGCUUAGACAUUAUCGAAUGCAAUAUAUUCAGUGUUCUAUUAACGAACAUUCUAUUUUUAAUCCAUUCAGAUGCCAUAUAUUUUCAAAUUUUGAAAGUUACAUUAUCAUCAUUAUUUAUUACAAUAAGCAUUAAUUUUGUUAUUUCUUAUUUAAUAUUUGAUCGGCUUAAUAUUUUUAAAACGGUAAAACCCAUUCAUAAAUCCUUAAUACUUUUAUUAAAUUUUAUUGUUCUAUUUCCAAUGUUGAUUACUAAUAUUUUAAAGUCCAUAGACAACAGAUCUCCCUUGAAUUGGCUAUUUAAUUAUAUUCUUUCAUCAAAUACAAGACAAAAUAUUUUAACAAUUUGGUUGUCAAUAUUAUUGUUAUCGAUUCCCACUGUUACAGUUUUUAAAAAUUUGAUAUCAUUAAACACUUCCAGGAAAGUUUGGCAUUUUUUAAUUUUACUUUGUAUUUUAAAGCCAUUUAAGAUGGAUCCAAAUUUUGUAAAAUUAUCCUUAAGUGGUUCCAUAAUAAUUAUACUAUCAGUAGAAUAUCUUCGCUUUUUGAAUUUAGAACCAUUCGACAAAGUUUUGAAUAAUUAUUUAAAAUCAUUUGCAGAUGCAAGAGAUUCGAAAGGUCCAUUAAUUAUUUCCUACAUCUAUUUAAUUGUUGGUGUUUCAACUCCGCUAUUAUUUAAAGAUUCACCCGUAGGGUUAAUUAGUUUAGGAAUAGGCGAUUCGAUGGCAUCAAUCGUUGGCCAAAAGAUUGGCAAAAUUAAGUGGCCAAAUUCUAAAAAGACUAUCGAAGGUACUCUAGCAUUUAUUGUGUGUACUACAAUAACGUCGGUGUUUUUACAAACAUAUUUAGGUUAUUUUCCUAAUAUUAGAAAAUUAAAUAUUACUUUAAUGUGUACUUUAACUGGUAUACUUGAAGGUAACUCAACCAUGAAUGAUAAUAUUUUAAUCCCUGCAUUUAUGUUAAUUUGUGAGCAGCUAUUGACUUCCAAUUAA
Henningerozyma blattae CBS 6284 is the source of this 1677-nucleotide messenger RNA. It is a transcript of the gene SEC59, whose product is annotated as dolichol kinase. Gene Ontology annotation, cellular component: endoplasmic reticulum membrane. NCBI's taxonomy places the organism in Eukaryota, Fungi, Ascomycota, Saccharomycetes, Saccharomycetales, Saccharomycetaceae. The record is from RefSeq and is a predicted model, not a curated record. Gene Ontology annotation, molecular function: dolichol kinase activity. The transcript has a single exon. Gene Ontology annotation, biological process: dolichyl monophosphate biosynthetic process. The coding region runs from base 1 to 1677 and encodes 558 amino acids.